Molecule: messenger RNA, 1793 nt
Organism: Drosophila novamexicana
Lineage: Eukaryota; Metazoa; Arthropoda; Insecta; Diptera; Drosophilidae
Product: alaserpin-like
Exons: 5
Coding region: 408-1595 (395 amino acids)
Molecular function (GO): serine-type endopeptidase inhibitor activity
Source: RefSeq, a predicted model, not a curated record
AGUUACAAAAACAGCAACAGCAACAGAAACGGGAACAGUUACAGAAACGGGAACAGUUAAAGAAAUGGGAACGGGAACGGAAAGCGAAGAGCGCAACCAGCGUCAAAAUUAACGAAAUUGGAAAAGUUCUUUUGAAUCCUUCACUUUUCGGCACACAAAAUUGGAUUGCAUUAAGGGUACUCACGGCAUUCGUUGGAAAUGGCAAUCUGUAUGCCAUAUAUGGAAAUGAACAAGUUCUUCGGAAUAACUUCAGUUUUCGGAACACAAAGGGAUUAUUUCCGGGGAAAUGUUCAGUCCGUGUGACGCUCUCGCUGCUGCUGCUGCUGCUACUCCAGGCGCCAACGCAACUUGCCCAGCACCACAGCCCGAUCCCGAGCCCCAUCCCGAUCCCCUCCAGCUCUGACGCCAUGGCGAACGCUGAGGCAAACAAUGUGGCCGAGUUCUCGCGCCGGCUGGCCAACUUCUCCGUGAACAUGUACGGCAAACUGAUCGCACUGAAGCCCAACACGAACGUCGUCUUCUCGCCGUUCUCCAUACAGACUUGCGCGGCGAUGGCCCGCCUGGGCGCCGUGGGCGACACAGCCGACGAGCUGGACCGUGGCCUUGGCCUGGUGUCCAGCGAUGUUGGCAAAAUCGCCGAGAGCUUUCAUCAGGUGCUGGCCGCGUACGAGAAGAGCUCCAUUCUGCGCAUUGCCAACAAGCUGUACGUGAUGAAGGAUUACGAGCUGGCCGACGAAUACAAUUCCCUGCUGGCCAAACAGUUUCUCUCGGCCGCCGAGAAUGUGGACUUUGCGCUCAGCGCCCAGGCGGCGGGCACCAUCAACACGUGGGUGGAGCAGCAAACGAACAGCCUGAUCAAGGAUCUUGUGCCGGCUUCACUCUUGGAUGAACGUACGCGUCUGGUGCUGAUCAAUGCGAUACACUUCAAGGGCAACUGGGUGCAUCAGUUUCCGGUGCAUGCGACACGCAACGAACGCUUCCAUUUGAACGAGGUGGACGGCGUGGAUGUGCCCAUGAUGAAUCUAAAGGAACGCUUCCGCUAUGCCAAUCUGCCCGAACUGGAUGCCGCUGCGCUGGAGCUGCCCUACAAGGACUCGGAUCUGUCCAUGCUGAUUGUGUUGCCCAACAGCAAAACGGGCCUGGCACAGCUGGAGCAGAAGCUGCACAGCACGCCGCUGGCACAGAUCACGGAUAAGCUGUACAGCAGCCAGGUGAUCGUCAAGCUGCCCAAGUUCAAGGCCGAGUUCCAGGCGGAGCUGACGCCCGUCUUCCAGCAGCUGGGCAUGUCGCGUCUGUUCUCGGAUAACGCCAACUUCUCCAAGAUGCUGAAGUCGCCCGAGUCGCUAAAGGUGUCGGCCAUCGUGCACAAGGCCUUCAUCGAUGUCAACGAGCUGGGCACGGAGGCGGCUGCAGCCACGGCCGCCGUCGUGCGCAUGAAAAGGAGCCUCAUCUCGCUCGAGCAGCCGCUCCAGUUCCAUGCCGAUCAUCCAUUCAUCUAUGUGCUCGCCCAUGGGCAGCAUCUGCCGCUCUUCAUGGGCGCCGUCGUGCGGCUCGAGGGGGCAGCCACACGAGUCGAGGCACACGACGAGCUUUAGUAACAACAUUUUUAGCACUUUUUACAGAGUAUUCCUCUUCUUAAGUAAUAAAAGGCAGACUUUUGUAUAUGUAUAAGUAUUUAUGUGACGUUGGUUAUGGAAUUGCUUUUCAGUUUUGGCCUUCAUUUGUGUUUCAUGAUUCAUUGUUGACUCGACUAACUAAUACCCUGCAUUUGGUCUCGUUUCCUUAUCUUCUAA